Aegilops tauschii subsp. strangulata is the source of this 1926-nucleotide messenger RNA. RefSeq lists its product as uncharacterized. Gene Ontology annotation, biological process: proteolysis. The record is from RefSeq and is a predicted model, not a curated record. Lineage: Eukaryota; Viridiplantae; Streptophyta; Magnoliopsida; Poales; Poaceae. Gene Ontology annotation, molecular function: cysteine-type peptidase activity.
AUGGUUGAGAUUUUUGAUCCUAGCAAGGGCAGAUUCAUUGUACAAGACUUGGUUGGCGAAGUGUCUCUCGGUGCCGUGGAUGUUGAGUGCAUCUUGGCCUUAGAGAACCACAGACUGUCGGCAGAAGGUAUUUUCGGUGAGGAAGGUGAGGAUGUUAAAGAUCGAGUGCCGCCACAAUUCCCGUGGAAGACCACAGCAAUAUACGCAUGGGUGGACGAUGUGAAGCGUAUAUCCAAGAUUAAUUGGAAUGCGUUCACCCUCCGGGUUCUGCUGGACUGCCUUCGCAACGUGAGGAAAGGCAAACACCUCCGCCAAUGGCCGAGAGGGAACUUAGCUCUCCUGCAGUACUUGUACUGGGAGAAGGUUCAGCCUCUGGAAGGUGAAUGCGCAUUCAAUCCUAGCUUGUCCAUGGAACCUCUAAUGAGGAAUUGGACUGAAGCUGUAGCCUCUAGGAGAGACAAGUUUGAUUAUGGCAACGGCCGUGGCCGUGGUAACAUCAAGAUUGAAGACAACAUAACCAAGGAGUAUAGGGCGCAGGAGCGCAAAGUACCCGAACCAGAAAAGCCAAAAAUGAAGCCCGCCGUUGGUGCGGCAAAGAAGUCCAAGUUAGCCUCAAACGCGGACGAGAUGAUGAACCUCAUCAUGAAGCGGUGUAUAGAUUACAUACGCAGCCAAAUGAAGGAAAUACCGGAACAAGUAGCCGAGAGAUUGUUAGAGAAGUUGUACCAAAAUGGUGUGAUGUACAAGCCAGCGGCCGCUGGGGCUUCCGGCAACAACGAUGCAGACGAAGAAGUGGAUUCCUUUGAGAAUGGUUCGCCAGAAAAAAAAUUCGUGUACAAGGAUGACUCUGACGGUCUAGAGCCGGUGAUUGAUUUGACACAGCCUGACGAGCCUGUUGGAAACCAGAACAACGAUGAGGAGGAAAAAACACAUGCCAAGUUAAAUGUUGACAAGACAACGAAGCCUACUGAUGAGUGCGGCGCAACACCGGAGAACCCUUGGAUCAUAGGUAAUUCUCCUCGAGCAGAAUCGUCCGACAUUGACAUUUCUACAAGUUCUAUCGACAGGAUGGUGGGUAAGAGCAAGGGGGAAAAGGCUGUAGCAACCGCAAAAGAAGACGAUGUUGUAUCCGGGAAGCGCCGACGGACUAUUCCCAAGAAAUUUGAAUCCCCCUUUGCACUUGACAAGCCCAGCAAGCGAAACGCACACGCUUUGUUUAGUGACCAUGACGUGGGAGGCUCUGUUAAGGACGAUUUGACACCGGAACUCAUCGAUGCUGUUGUUAUGUUUGUGGAGGCAGCCACUCGGUCUGAGAAGAAUAUGACAAAAAGAGUUUACUACAAUGAACGUGGCACCUCUGUGACUGUGGAGAGUAUACGACCGACACAUUUGGCUCUGCGCGUUGGUCAUGAUCGGCACCUCUGUCCAGCCUGGAGGUCCAAAUACCUUGUUGAUUGUGCUAAGGCACGAGACAACCCUAAACCGUCGAAAUACAACAUGGAUAGUGCGCUGAGCAGAGCUGGAGCAGUACGUAGGGUUCUGGACGAGUAUACCGUCCGUGAUAAGUCGUUUAUCCCGUUGAACAUCGGCAAUACACACUGGAUCACUAUGGUGAUGCACAACCGCAAGAAAGAAUUCCAAGUUUUUGAUUCGCUCUAUCCUCUCGAGUUCUCUCUCGACACUGUGAAAGCACUGCGACUAGCAAAAGCAAUUGAUAUGGAAGAGGCAAACCGUAUUACACUUGGCAAAUAUCCAGACGUCACUAAGUGGCCUAUCACAGCUCAGAUGGACAUGCCACUACAAGAGGACGGGACACGGUUAAUGCAAGGAGAAGGCGUCUCGUCGCCAAGUUGGUUCUCACCUAUCAACACGCUCGAAUGUGUGAAGAACAAAAUUCGCGACAUCGCAAAGAAACGCAAGGUGUGA